Molecule: messenger RNA, 935 nt
Organism: Cadophora gregata
Lineage: Eukaryota; Fungi; Ascomycota; Leotiomycetes; Helotiales; Ploettnerulaceae
Exons: 2
Coding region: 1-576 (191 amino acids)
Source: RefSeq, a predicted model, not a curated record
AUGUUCAUCGGCGACGUCAAUGCCCGCACUAAGAAAGCCGUGGAAAACUUCCGCCAGCUAACAUACACUUGUAUGGCCAACACUGGCACCCGCGAACCCGAAACGCUCGAGUUCCCAUCAAAGCCAUGUGCUUAUGGCAUCAUGGUGAACCAACGAUUCCCUACAUGCUGGGAUGGUGUCAAUCUCGACAGUCCAGAUCACAUGUCACACAUGUCCUACCCUGAGUCCGGAACAUUUGAAUCUCAAGGUCCCUGCCCAGCUUCUCACCCAGUCCGAAUGCCCCAAGUGCUCUUCGAAGUCGUCUGGGACACAUCGAAAUUCAACAACAAAGCUGACUGGCCCGCCGACGGCAGCCAGCCCUUCACCUGGAGCUUCGGCGACGCAACAGGUUACGCCAACCACGCUGAUUACGUGUUUGGAUGGAAAGGCGAUUCGCUUCAGAGAUUAAUGGAUACGCCAUGUGUGGUCAAUUGCCCAAAGGCGAAUCCAAAAACUCAGAACAACGCGGCGAUGAAUAAGUGCACGCAGAAGUCGGUGGUUGAUGAGCCGGUUGAUGGAUGUAAGUCCCCGUCUUAAUCCUACUCCUCAAUUGAGGUCGUACGUGUUGAUAUGCCGGGAUGGCUAACCAAUGGUUCGUAACGUAGGGCUCAAAGAAUUACCGGGCGGACAUCAAGCUCAGUACUCUUGAAGCGAGGAGGAUGAAAGGGGGCAGCAAGGGGUGAAGAAGGGGGGCUCAGGUAAGGAGCAGUGACGAUUGGGGAUUUGGUUUCACUCUCUCUUGUUACCCCAUAUGACAUUUAGGUAGAAUAUUGAGUAGGAACUGUUGGAUACUAUGUCUCUCCCUGAGUGUGUGCCUGGUGUCGUGGAUGUAGACUGUGGCUUGAUAGGCUCUGAACGCUGCGAGUGUAUCCAUGGUGACCGGGAAGAAAGUGCGG